GCUUGCAGGAGAGGCUUGGCACCCCUGGCAGUCGAAAUGAAACUCCUGCUCCCAUUCUCCUGCCUGGUCAGCCUGCUGGCCCUCACCACCGCAGAUUCGGUGAGUGAGGUGCCCGACAAUGAGCCACUGGUGCGUCUACAGCUCCAGAAGGAGGGCGACCGGUUCUCGGGCUGUGACUGCAGCAAAGAGAUUACCCAGAGUUCCUCCAAUGACACACCAGCACCCGAGAGAACCGUCUGCCAGCCUUGCACCGCCGGGCCACACCUGGACGCACCCUCCAGAGAGGAUUCUGUAACCAGUGAGGAGGAGGAGGAAGAUGAGGAGGUGGCUUCAGACGAAGCGAGUGAAGUGGUAGGUGAAGAAGAGUCAGAGCAAGAAGAGGAAAGCAAGGAGCAGGCGUUAGAGAAUGAAGACAACGAGGAGCUGCAGGGGAACGAAGAACACGAGGAAGCAUCUGAGGAGGUGAUGGCUGAAUCAAUUGCAGUGGAGGAUGCAUCAGAAGAAGCUGAGGAUGUGGAAGAGGAGGUUUCGGAAGCAGAACUAGAUACCACCACGACUCUUCCUGGAGAGGAACCUGAGGUUAUAGAGUCUGAAGUUGUAGAGGAGCCAGUGCAAAAGGGGGAAGAGGAAGUUUUGGAAGAACCAGUAUCAGAAGAGGAGACGGUGGAGGAGCCUCAGCGUCAGGGAGUAUUCGGGUUUGAAGCGGUAGCCGCAGAGAUAACGGCCUCAGCGGCUGCGGAUAGCAGCAGUAACCCUGGAGAGUUCAUGGCAGAUGCUGCCCCCAUAGAAGAGUCUAACCCUCCUGCUGGUGAGGAACCAGUCACUGAGGAAGUUAAGCAAGAACUGCCUUCAGAAGCUGAUCCUCCUGUGGAGGAAGCAGUGCCAGAGGACAAGCCCACAAAGAAACCAACACCCAAAGGCUCUGUGAAAGUGGGGAAGACAGCAGCAGAGGGUCCUAAGACGAGGGAUCGGUCUCACAUCGAUGACACACUUCGACUCGCCAUAACUGAGCCAUCUGAGAAGUUUUCAGCCACCCUGAAGAAGCUGCAGCAUAUUUAUCACACGGCCAUUAAGCCUGUGGAGCAGGCGUACAAAUACAAGGAGCUCAGACAGCACGAGGUCUCAGAUGCCGAGAUCGCCUCCAAACCCAUGGUGCUGUUCCUGGGGCCCUGGAGUGUAGGCAAGUCCACCAUGAUCAACUACCUGCUGGGCCUCCAUGACACCCCGCAAGAACUCUACACAGGUGCUGAGCCCACCACCUCUGAGUACACAGUCAUAAUGCACGGCGAGAAGGUACGCACCAUCGAAGGCAUCGUCAUGGCAGCUGACAGCUCCCGCUCAUUCUCACCGCUGGAGAAGUUUGGUCAGGGCUUCCUGGAGAAGCUGAUAGGCAUCGAGAUGCCUCACAAGUUGCUGGAACGGGUCACCCUUGUGGACACACCUGGAAUCAUCGAGAACCGCAAGCAGCAGGAAAGAGGUUACCCUUAUAAUGAGGUGUGCCAGUGGUUUAUUGACCGAGCUGACCUGAUCUUCCUGGUGUUUGACCCCACCAAGCUGGACGUGGGCCUGGAGCUGGAGAUGCUUUUCAAACAGAUGAAGGGUCGUGAGUCUCAGAUCCGCAUUAUCCUCAACAAAGCAGACAACCUGGCCACCCAGGACCUGAUGCGAGUGUAUGGCGCCCUGUUCUGGAGCAUGGCACCACUGAUUAACGUGACCGAGCCGCCACGCGUCUACGUCAGCUCGUUCUGGCCGCGAGAGUAUGUGCCCGACACCAUUCAUGACCUCUUCAUGAAGGAGGAGAUCUCCCUGCUGGAGGACCUAAACCAGGUGAUCGAGAACCAACUGGAGAACAAGAUCGCCUUCGUUCGGCAGCACGCCAUCCGGGUGCGCGUCCACGCCCUGCUGGUGGACCGCUAUCUCCAAACGUUUUACGAGAAGCUGGGCUGGUUCGCUGAUCCAGAUGAGGUUUUCCGUGACAUCGCGGCCGACCCUGACCGCUUCUACAUCUUCAAAUCUGUGCUGGCCAAGGCCAACGUGAGCAAGUUUGACCUGCCAGAGCCCGAGGUGUACCAGGACUUCUUCGGGGUGAACCCAGUGAGUGGAUUCAAGCGGCUGGAGUCACAGUGCGGCUGGACGGGAGGUUGCCUGCUGCAGAAGAUAGAGAAGGCCAUCGGGGAGGAGCUGCCCGCUCUGCUCAGCAGCCUGACCGAGAGGAAAGAGACAGUCAAACAGGAGAAGUCAAAGGCUCAGGAGAAGCCCCAAGCUGAGGAGAAGCCCCAAGCCGAAGAGAAGCCCAAGAACCGCUGGCGGAGGCAGUGAGGGAAAGAGAGAGAGAGGGGCGAGAAAGAUUGAGUAGGAGGGAGUAGGGUGAUGUUCCUAAUAGGGGUGCACACUGGCUCUGUUCAUACUGGACAUCAAGCCAGUGAAUGGAUGGAUGGAUGGAUGAAUAAAUUGAUUAAUAAAUUAAAAAUGUGAAUGAAUAACUGAAUGAAUGAAUGGUUAGGGUGAGAAAAAUGAUGGAUGACAGUAGAAGGAAUGGAUGGAUGAAUGAACAAAUGCAUGAAUGAUAGAUGAAUGAACAAAUGUACAGAUGGAUGAAUGAACGAAUGACCAGACCAGGGGAUCAGAGAAACAGGAUGACAGUACCAGGAAUGAAUGAAUGAAUGAAUGAACAGACGAACAAGUAAACGAAUGAAUGAGAAGCAUGACAAUGGAUGAACUAACGGAUGAAAGUGAGAAUGAAUGGUUCAAUGAAUGAAUGAAUGAAGGAUGAUGAUUAUGGGAUGAAAGAAAUAAAGGACAGUUCAAAGGGAGAAUGAAUGAAUAGCAUGCAUAGUUGAAUGAGCAAAUGGAUGAAAUGACAAAUAUAUGGAUGAAUGAAUGAAUGGACAGAAAGGGGGAUCAGAGAAAUGGGGUGACAGUAAAGGGAGUGAAUGAAUGAAUCAGUGAACAAGUGAAUGAAUGAAUGAACAAACGAUUGAACAUAUGAAUCAAGAAACAUGACCGUGGAUGAACUAACAGAUAAAAGUGUGAAUGAAUGGUUGAACGAAUUAAUGACUGAAUGAAUAAAGAAUGAUGAUUAUGGGACGAGAGAAAUGAAGACAGUUCAAAGGGAAUGUAUGAAUGAAUGAAUAACAUAGUUAAAUACGAAUGAAUGGACAGAAAGGGGGAUCAGACAAACGGCUUGACAGUAAAGGGAACGAAUGAAUGAAUUAACAAAUGAAUUGAUGAAUAAUUUAAUUAAGGAACAGCUGACAGAGAGGAACGAGGGAUGAAACUACGAAGAGGAAAAAAAAACAUGAAUUCAGAGCCGUGAAGGAAAUCCAGAGGGAGUGGAGGCAGUUUGAACACAGAGACUCUCAGAGGUCGCUGAUGUAUACGGCAGAAAUAAUCCAGGUUUAUGUAUAAAUAUUUAAAUAUCAACUUAAUCAGAGUUGCUGGUCUAGAACCAGCUUCGACCUGCAGCGUAUACCUGUAUUCCAUUGGGUAUUCAUGGUAGGAGCUGAUUCCAGACCAGCGCUCCCAGUGCGAUGUGUUAUGAAUGUAGCCACUCUUUUGUUUCUUUCAAUCACAUCUGUUUGCCAGUGAUUUAUUUAUUUACUGUUUCUUUCCACGAAAUGCACCAGGUUAUUAAUCUUCAUCGUUGAUAUUCGAGUAAGUGGUGGGCUUGUCGACUUGUGCUCUUUUAGAAAGCAUGUCUUACAUUGUGACUUGAGGUAGCUGUAAUGCGUAUGAUUAGUAAUUUUGAUCGUUUCAUUGUGGUGACUGACGUUGAAUGUUUCUAGUGCUGCAUGUGAAAUAUAGCAUCACAUUAAAGCUGUGUUUUUCUGUC
This is a messenger RNA of Colossoma macropomum (tambaqui), 3832 nucleotides long. RefSeq names its product sarcalumenin-like. The coding region runs from base 37 to 2319 and encodes 760 amino acids. Gene Ontology annotation, molecular function: GTP binding. Lineage: Eukaryota; Metazoa; Chordata; Actinopteri; Characiformes; Serrasalmidae. The record is from RefSeq and is a predicted model, not a curated record. The transcript has 7 exons.